UAAAGAAAAUAUUUUUCAUGGCUGCCAUUGCAGGAAGGCUUUUCGCUCUCGACUGUUCUUUGCAAUCUGGACAAUUAGCAGUCUACGCGAAGCUACUGGAUCACCAAUUCAAUGGAUAUACUCUUUAAUAUACCCAAUAUAAAUAGUAAUGGCUGCCCUCAUGAUCACCAAACACAACUCACUCAUGGCUUCCACAAUGUCAAUGACCAUCUCUCAUACAGGCUUAAUUUUUCCCAAGGAGACUCUGGGCUCAAAAUUCGCGCCUAAAUGUAAGCAUUUUACAGUGCAAGCCCUCCAAGAAAAUAGGCCACCUGAGGUCAAUACCAGCAAGAGGAAUUUCCUGAGAUUGGCUGUGGGUUCUGUGGGACUGGGAUUAUCUGCUGCCCAAAAAGCCAAGGCAGAGGAGUCUUCUACAAUAUCAUACUCAAGAUUUCUGGACUAUUUAGAUAAAGAUCGAGUGAGAAAAAUGGACAUUUUCGAGAAUGGAACAGUGGGUAUAGUGGAAUUAGUGUCUCCUGAGCUGGGGAAUCGGGUACAGAGAGUCAGAGUGCAAUUGCCCGGGACGAGCCCUGAAUUAAUCAGAAAACUGAAGGAAAAGAAUAUUAAUUUUGCUGCCCACCCAUUGCAGGAAGACAUGCGGGAUUUCAUCCUUAAUCUAUUGGGCAACUUAUCCUUUCCUUUAAUCUUAAUUGGUACUUUGUUGAUAUUCUCUAGGUCUCAGAGUGGUCUAGGUGGCCCCGGAGGACCAGGGUUUCCUUUGGGGUUAGGACAGUCUAAGGCAAAAUUUCAGUUGGAGCCCAAUACUGGUGUAACUUUUGAUGAUGUUGCUGGGGUUGAUGAGGCCAAGCAGGAUUUUAAGGAGAUUGUAGAAUUUUUGAAAAGGCCUGAGAAGUUUACUGCAGUGGGAGCAAGGAUCCCAAAGGGGGUUUUGUUAGUGGGUCCUCCUGGAACUGGUAAAACCUUGCUGGCAAAGGCUAUAGCUGGCGAAGCAGGCGUUCCCUUCUUGUCAAUUUCUGGGUCGGAGUUUAUAGAGAUGUUUGUAGGAAUAGGGGCUUCUAGGGUUCGUGACCUGUUCAAGAAGGCCAAGGAGAAUGCCCCUUGUAUUAUAUUUAUUGAUGAGCUUGAUUCUGUGGGAAGACAGAGAGGGACUGGAAUUGGUGGAGGAAAUGAUGAGAGGGAGCAGACCUUGAAUCAGCUACUUACUGAAAUGGAUGGAUUUGAAGGGAACACUGGAGUUAUAGUCAUUGCUGCCACCAAUAGAGUUGAUGUCCUCGAUGCAGCCUUGCUUCGUCCUGGCAGGUUCGACAGACAGGUCACUGUUGAUGUUCCUGAUAUAAAUGGUCGGAAAGCCAUCCUUAAGGUCCAUGCAAGCAACAAGAAGCUGGGCAAAGAUGUCUUACUUGAUGUUGUUGCCAUGAGAACACCUGGGUUCAGUGGUGCUGAUCUUGCAAACCUCAUGAAUGAAGCAGCAAUUCUUGCUGGAAGACGAGGCAACCAAUAUAUAUCAAGUAAGGAAAUAGAUGAUGCAAUAGACAGGACUGUGGCUGGUAUGGAGGGCACAGCAAUGACUGAUGGAAAGAGCAAGAGUUUGGUGGCUUACCAUGAAGUUGGACAUGCAAUUUGUGCUACGAUGACCCCUGGGCAUGACCCAGUUCAAAAAGUUACUCUUGUGCCCCGAGGACAAGCGAGGGGUCUUACAUGGUUUUUGCCUGGAGAGGACCCUAGUCUUAUUACCAAGCAGCAAAUUUUUGCUCGGAUCGUGGGGGCUCUCGGUGGCAGAGCUGCAGAAGAAAUCAUAUUUGGUGAACCUGAGGUCACAUCAGGAGCAGCCAAUGACUUGCAGCAGGCGACACAAAUGGCAAAACAGAUGGUUACGAGGUUUGGAAUGUCUGAAAUUGGUCCAUGGGCUUUAUUGGAUCCUGUAGUGCAAAGUGGUGAUGUUGUUUUACGCAUGAUGGCAAGGAAUUCCAUGUCAGAGAAGCUAGCAGAAGACAUUGAUAAAGCUGUGAAAGGCAUUUCAGAUAAUGCAUAUGAGGUGGCUAAGAGUCACAUCAGGAGCAACCGGGCAGCAAUGGAUAAGAUUGUGGAGAUCUUAUUAGAAAAAGAGACACUUUCAGGGGAUGAGUUCAGGGCCAUCCUAUCUGAGUUUACAGAGAUGCCAGUCAGCAGCAAGGAUGUACAGGCUGCUCCUCAGCUAGCAUCAGCUUGAUGCAUAUGGCUAAAAGAUUGUAAGAAUAUAGUGUAAGGUUAUACAGCAAAGUAGGAUGCAAGAAGCCUUGCAUUUUCUGGAUAUGUAUAGAGAGAUUUUGUGUCUUUAGUUAGACAAGUGUGCCAUUAUGUACAUAUGUAUAGAGUUUGUAACUAAAUUUUAUUAUAUAUGAUUUAUAGAGAGCUUUGGUUCUAUAA
This is a messenger RNA of Cryptomeria japonica (Japanese cedar), 2406 nucleotides long. RefSeq names its product ATP-dependent zinc metalloprotease FTSH 2, chloroplastic. The record is from RefSeq and is a predicted model, not a curated record. Gene Ontology annotation, biological process: proteolysis. Gene Ontology annotation, cellular component: chloroplast thylakoid; membrane. Gene Ontology annotation, molecular function: ATP binding; metalloendopeptidase activity; zinc ion binding. Bases 149 to 2209 code for a protein of 686 amino acids. The transcript has 4 exons. NCBI's taxonomy places the organism in Eukaryota, Viridiplantae, Streptophyta, Pinopsida, Cupressales, Cupressaceae.